AUUUGUCUUGCAGGCCGUCAGACCGGCUGAGCUACCACACCACCAUCAAGCACUGGGUCAAGAUCAAAGCAGCAAAAAUGGACAUUCACCGCUGCCGCUUUGUGCCCUACCCGCCCUCGGCCAUCAAUGCUGUCGCAUUCUCCUAUUCCCACGUUACGAAGGCGCAGGGCAAUAAAGUCCCUGUACGCCUAGCCAUCGGUCGAGCGAAUGGCGACAUCGAGAUCUGGAACCCUUCCAACGGAAUAUGGCAUCAGGAGAAGAUACUUCAUGGCGGAAAGGACAGGAGCAUUGACGGACUGGUCUGGGUCACCGAGCCUGACCAGGUCGCUGGCAAAGAGAAGGUCAUUGGGAAGUCGAGGUUGUUCAGCAUUGGGUACACCAGCACCGUCACUGAGUGGGAUCUCGAGAAGGGCCGCCCAAAGAAACAAGCCAGUGGCUCCCAUAGCGAUAUAUGGUGUCUUGGAACCCAGCCGUUUGUCACCACCACGAAAGAUGGCCAGACGGGUGUCAUCCAGACCGGCAAGAAGCUCGUCGCCGGCACCAUGGACGGCAGCCUUGUUCUAUACUCCAUCGACGAUGACGAUUUAGUUUUUGACCGAGUGCUGGUGAAAUCUUCCUCCAGGAAGACAAAAAUGGUCAGCAUCGCCUUCCAGAAUCGCAACAUUGUGGUUGUGGGGUGUUCCGACAGUGCGAUCCGUGUAUACGAUAUGCGCAACGGCUCCAUGAUACGCAAGAUGACUCUGGGGUCUGACCUCGCAGGAGGUGCCAAGGAAAUCAUUGUGUGGUCCGUCAAGUGCCUGAAUGGUCGUGACAUUGUAUCUGGCGACAGCACCGGUCAAGUUUGUAUCUGGGAUGGCAAGACAUACACUCAGGCCCAGAGACUCCAGAGCCACAAACAGGACGUUUUGUCUCUAGCGACGAGUGUAGAUGGUUUAACGAUAGUUAGCGGAGGGAUGGACCGGAGGACAGUGCUCUACCGAAAAACGAGCGGAUCUAGAUGGAGCAAGGUCUGGCACAGGAGGUACCACAGCCAUGACGUUAAAACUCUAGCCUCUUUCGAGGGCUUGGGUAUCAGUGUCGUUGUCUCAGGAGGUCCUGAUGCGAACCCCAUCGUCAUGCCCUUACGCGAAGCCGGAAUGGAGAAUCACCGAAGAUUAUCACAACUGCCCCAAAGCCCGCCCCUGCAAAGCGCUCCCGGAGCCAGGCUCGUCGUUAGCUGGUGGGAUCGUGAAGUUCACAUCUGGCGACUGCGGAAACCUCUGAGAGACAUAGUAAAUUUCAACGAGGUGGAUUCUGACGUGAGCAAGAAUCGCAAGCUCUUGGCACGGAUCCUGGUUAAGGGGGAAGCCAACAUCACAUCCGCUACCAUCAGUGACGAUGGCUCGCUGCUGGUUGUAGCUACAACCUCGGACAUUAAGGCCUUUCAUUUACGAUCUCGCGACGACGUUAAGAGGGACGAGCUUAAAAUAUCGAAAGUCGACGUCCCGCCAAAGAUAGCAGCUUUAGGCGCUACGAAUCUCAAAAUGUCGCCAGAUGGGCUGUGGUUUUGUGUGAUCCAGGAGAGUAGUAAGAUCACUCUCCUUCGCAUAUUGCAAGAUGCCGAUGCAGACAGCAAGCCAGCAAUUCACCCCAGACCGGCCAAACUGAAACGGCUUGAGCGUGGCGUUCCCAAACGCAUUGCAUUUGGGGGACUUGGGCAUUAUGACAGAAGCAUCACUCAGGUUACUUUCUCUCCCGAUACCAAGAUGCUGGCCGUGGCUGACAUGGCUGGAUAUAUUGACACGUGGGUUCUUCGCAACUCCGAACAUACUCUUCAAGAGGGUACAGACGCCCAACCAGAGGACGACGCAACUUCAUCGUCCGGUGAGAGUGAUAGUUCUGCAGACAGCAGUGACAUGACCGAUAGCAACUCGUUCGGCUUAGUCUGGACUCCAAAUCCGAAUGGUUCGCUCGUACCGAAACUGUACGAUGCACCCACCAUAUUGUCCUUCUCCAGUCACAUCCCGGCCGGGACGUCGCCCGCGACUCGGAAUGAUGUUGAAGAUAAGGUUGAUGACUAUGUUCUUCUUACAGUCACGGCAAAGCAACAGGUCCUUACACUACACCCAACUGUGGGUAGGCUCACACCCUGGUCACGGCGGAACCCUGUCGCAAGGUUCCCUGCCGAGUUCCGGAACAUCCGCGAUCUGGUCAAAGGUGCUCUUUGGUCUGGUACCAGGGUUUGGCUUUACGGCACCAGCUUCCUUCUGAUGAUUGAUACGUCGUUGGAUAUCGCGGGCAAUGACCCUACCGAUCCUUCGUCCGCCAUGGUCUCAGUCAACGGUCGCCCCGGCCAGAAACGCAAGCGCGGCGUUGACACUGGUGCUGGCAACAGGAUGGAAAUUGGCACCGCCGGGCCUAGGAGAGUUGAGCGACAUGUCGAAGGAGAAGCGGCUCAAGAAAUAGAUUUCGACCUGCCAGCCCCAGAUCCGAUGGAUACAGAUGAGCCAAGCCAGCCCGAAGAUGAGAGCGAAAGUGAGGAUUCCGAGGAUGAGCGUCGUGGUGAAUUGGCACUACGACGCCAGCGUGAAGGACCUCAAGGUUACAAGGGCCAUGCGAUCGGCUUUUGGCACACGUACAAGUACCGACCAAUUCUUGGUAUCGUUCGUCUGGAAGGUGUGAAGGAUGAACAGGCGAAUGAAGAUGACGCAGCAUCUUACCUCAAUGGGCAAGGAAAACAGUCAUUGGAAGUGGCUCUGGUGGAAAGGCCACUGUGGGAAGUGGACAUGGCGGAGAGGUAUGUAGCAGAAGUGGAGUCGGAGCGGUAAUGUCGUGGUCCAUACCUAGCAUUGGACAUGGCAGUUGUAUAAGAACUCGAACGUAAUUGUACAGGCAGACGACAUGUCGGAUCCUAUUAAGGAGCCCUCAGAUACCAAUUCGUAUACAUCAUUCUG
Messenger RNA from Pseudomassariella vexata, 2933 nucleotides. Its product is annotated as WD40-repeat-containing domain protein. Gene Ontology annotation, molecular function: protein binding; RNA binding. Gene Ontology annotation, cellular component: t-UTP complex; 90S preribosome; small-subunit processome. NCBI's taxonomy places the organism in Eukaryota, Fungi, Ascomycota, Sordariomycetes, Amphisphaeriales, Pseudomassariaceae. The transcript has 2 exons. Bases 78 to 2807 code for a protein of 909 amino acids. Gene Ontology annotation, biological process: maturation of SSU-rRNA from tricistronic rRNA transcript (SSU-rRNA, 5.8S rRNA, LSU-rRNA). The record is from RefSeq and is a predicted model, not a curated record.